This is a messenger RNA of Penicillium brasilianum, 537 nucleotides long. The record is from the annotation of a GenBank genome assembly. Lineage: Eukaryota; Fungi; Ascomycota; Eurotiomycetes; Eurotiales; Aspergillaceae.
AUGAGCUCCUCCUUGGCUUCAUCAGUAACAUCGCUGCAGUCUUCUCUGCAGCUUCUCGACAACUCAAUCAGCACCCUGGACUCUGGCGUCAACGACUUUCCCCGCCUUUGCAAAGUCCUCCAAACAACGCGACACUUUGAACUUCUCCCCGAGCCAACUCUGCGCGAAGCACAACAAUCUCUCCUCGAUGAGAUUACCCCCAGCAUUGCACACCUCCUCUCUCUCUCGUCCAACCACGUGGAAAGACUCGCGCGCCGUGAACAGAGCCUGAAAGCGAAAUGUGAUCUCCAAGAAGGUCGACUCUCAUCCAACCCAGAAAGCAGAUCUUCGGCAUCUCGCGCUCAAGGUCAGGGCAACGCCGCGUUACGAGGCCUGGCAGGAUCUAGCAGUGCUCGGUCUAGCAGCGCCGCUGCAAAGGCGCUAGAAUUACGGCGACUUGUGCAGAAGAAGGCACGUCUCAAGUAUGCUGUGGAUCGGCUAGAGCUACAGAGCACCCAGCGGGAGCGCCAGUUGAGGAAGAGCAUGGCUGCGCAGUGA